GGCUGACGCUUGUUUGGCGUUGUAGUCUCAGUGUAAUAAUAUUUUCAAUAGCGCCAAAACGUCUUCACUUCUAGACAAUUUCGCCAAAAAUACUUGAAAAGUUUUAUUUAAGUUACGUUUUAUUGAAAUGGCAGCAGUGCAAGGUGCUCCUGGUAAUAAAAAUUGGCCUGCAAGACCCGGUAUGCAGCACCAGAACAGUCAGGGCCCUGCUUCAAGUAUGACACUAAACAGGACAAUAAAUUUAUAUCCACUGACUAAUUACACAUUUGGGACGAAGGAGCCGUUGUUUGAGAAGGAUGCAUCAGUUCCCGCCAGGUUCCAGAGGAUGCGUGAAGAGUUCUCCAAGAUCGGCAUGAGGAGAUCAGUGGAAGGUGUACUGCUGGUACAUGAGCAUGGUUUGCCACAUGUGCUGCUGUUGCAGCUCGGUACAGCUUUCUUCAAGCUGCCCGGCGGAGAGCUCAACCCAGGAGAGGAUGAAAUUGAAGGCUUAAAAAGGUUAUUGACUGAAACGCUUGGCAGACAGGACGGAGUCAAGCAGGAGUGGCUCAUUGAAGAUACCAUCGGCAACUGGUGGAGACCAAACUUCGAGCCGCCGCAGUAUCCUUAUAUACCGCCUCAUAUAACUAAACCAAAAGAGCAUAAGCGAUUAUUCUUAGUACAACUACAAGAUAGGGCGUUAUUCGCUGUCCCCAAAAACUAUAAGUUAGUAGCCGCGCCAUUGUUCGAGCUGUACGAUAACGCUCAGGGCUACGGACCAAUCAUAUCUUCAUUAUCGCAAAGUUUAUGUCGAUUCAACUUCGUGUACAUGUAAAUUUAUAUUUGUAAAUAGUCGAAAAUUUGACAUUUACCUACGUACUCAGUCUUCUACCACCGUACUCUGAGUUGGGAAUGCAAUCAGGACUUUUUUUUUUAAGGGGGGAAAAUCAUCGAAUGACUGCUCCCGCCUGGGUGAGGCGGGAGGGAGUGUCAGACUCUUACUGACUAAAAACCACCCCGUUCCUUCUCCUGCACAUCGAGCCGGAGCCCCGGUUACCCGGUAGGACUUGGGAUUCGAACAUGUAUCCGUCAGUACCUACUGCAGAAUAACGUAUCUGAACAUGUUACUUGUUUUUUUAGACUAAGAUAAAGUUUUUCUCUCUUUCUCGAUCUCGCGAGAUCUCGUCCAUGUUUAGCGAUUAACUCGUCGAGUACAGUUAUUAUAGACCCAAUUAUAAAACAAUAGGUUGCGGUCACCGGUGACCGCUUGGU
Messenger RNA from Spodoptera litura, 1248 nucleotides. RefSeq names its product cleavage and polyadenylation specificity factor subunit 5 (gene Cpsf5). Gene Ontology annotation, biological process: mRNA 3'-end processing. The record is from RefSeq and is a predicted model, not a curated record. Gene Ontology annotation, cellular component: mRNA cleavage factor complex. Lineage: Eukaryota; Metazoa; Arthropoda; Insecta; Lepidoptera; Noctuidae. Gene Ontology annotation, molecular function: mRNA binding.